Messenger RNA from Elgaria multicarinata webbii, 2554 nucleotides. It is a transcript of the gene CTSB, whose product is annotated as cathepsin B. Gene Ontology annotation, molecular function: cysteine-type endopeptidase activity. The coding region runs from base 139 to 1164 and encodes 341 amino acids. The record is from RefSeq and is a predicted model, not a curated record. Gene Ontology annotation, cellular component: lysosome. Gene Ontology annotation, biological process: regulation of catalytic activity. The transcript is spliced from 10 exons. Lineage: Eukaryota; Metazoa; Chordata; Lepidosauria; Squamata; Anguidae.
GAGGAGCGUCCGCGGGCCCGGCUGCUGCAGUAGAUAAGGGCGGGCUGCCAGCUGGGGCCUGCGAGCUGAGCUGUACUGCUGCUGCUGUUGCUCCCGCGAGCGCCGUCGUAGGUAUCCCCUCAGGGUCCAGUCUCCAAAAUGUGGCGGUCCGUGGCAACUGUGUUUCUCCUGGUGGCCCUCACGAGUGGCCAUUACGUCCCCAAUUUCCCUCCCCUCUCUAACGACUUAGUGAACUACAUCAAUAAACUCAACACCACCUGGCAGGCCGGGCACAACUUCCACAACGUAGACUACAGUUAUGUGAAAAGGUUGUGUGGCACCUUCUUGCACGGCGUCAAACUGCCCGAAAGGAGUUUUGAAUUUGCCGGCGACCUGGUCUUACCCGAAAGCUUUGAUUCCCGCCAGCAGUGGCCUAAGUGUCCGACCAUCAAUGAAAUCAGAGACCAAGGUUCCUGCGGCUCCUGCUGGGCGUUUGGCGCGGUGGAAGCCAUUUCAGACCGGAACUGCAUCCACACCAACGGCAUGGUGAAUGUGGAGAUCUCUGCAGAAGACCUGCUCUCUUGCUGCGGCUUCGAGUGCGGAAUGGGGUGUGAUGGUGGCUAUCCCGGCGGAGCCUGGAGUUACUGGACCGAAAAGGGCCUGGUGUCUGGUGGUCUUUAUGAUUCCCAUGUGGGCUGCCGGCCAUAUUCAAUCCCACCCUGUGAGCACCACACCAAUGGAACCCGCCCCCCGUGCUCCGGCGAAGGUGGGGAGACCCCUAAGUGUGUGACGAAAUGUGAAGCGGGUUACUCUCCAUCGUACCAGGAUGACAAACACUACGGCGCUACCUCCUACCAUGUCAAAAGCACUGAGAAGGAGAUAAUGGCUGAAAUCUACAAGAACGGGCCAGUCGAGGGAGCUUUUACAGUUUACUCUGACUUCCUCAUGUACAAAUCAGGUGUCUAUCAGCACGUCUCUGGCGAAGCACUUGGCGGGCACGCGAUCCGAAUCCUUGGCUGGGGUGUCGAGAGCGGCACCCCCUACUGGCUGGUGGCCAAUUCUUGGAACACCGACUGGGGCGAUAACGGCUUCUUCAAAAUCCUCCGCGGCGAGGACCACUGCGGCAUCGAAUCGGAGGUCGUCGCUGGAAUCCCCAAACUGAGCGAGUACUGGAUGCGCCUGUAACCUCGUUGCUGUUCGCAAGGAUCCAGCCCCUUCUGCAAAUAAUCAAUACCUGUGGAGAUAGAAGCUGUGGUUGCAAACGUCCCGUGCGCCUAAGGCAUUUUAGACUUCAGCGUCUUCUUUUUUUAUUAUUAAAGCCUUUUAAAAAGUCUUUUUGGGGGUGGGUGGGAUUGUACAGGGCUGUCGUCUCCAGCGUGAAGCGCCAGACAAAAUGGCAGGCGAGGCCACUGAAACGGAAGCGACGGUACUAUAAAUUGGGCAGCUCUGGAGCAAAGAAAGAGCCUUGCCGUGAGCAGAAGGCCGUGAACCUUCCCAGCUUCGCCACCUAAGCGACGCUGCCCUGCGAUCAGUUUUGAUGGCCCCAAACCUCCGAAGGUGUCUCUCGAAGCAUAACUACCACAGAGCCGAGUUGUCAGGGGUGUCUUUAGGGUGCCCCGAGGAGCCAUAGCGUCGUGCCAAGAGCUAAAGCACCCUUCUGCCAUGCUUCCAAUGCAGUUGGGGGUUAGUCGUGUGAACGUAACUGUCUCACGUGUGUCAUUUCAAGGAACGGCAUCCGAAGGGGAUGCAGGAGUGGUGUGCCUAGAGAGGCAAGGGCAUCCCUGGUUCUUGCCUUUUUCUGGCUCUUUUGCCGUCUCCGCCUGUGCCUGACCGGGCAGCCAAGAAAAGGCCUUAUUUCAGAUUGAACCCCAAACUCUUAACAAUGCAGCGGGCGGAGAAGUCGUUCCGUGGCUGCUGGCCUCAACACUAAACCUCCAUUCUUACUUAGACUUGGCUUUUCUGGAUCGCAGGUCCCUCAAUCGGUUAGUGUUGGAGAUUUCUAUUCUAAUUUUACUUUGAAAAGGGUAAAGCAGAAAUGGAAGAUACCCGUUCUUUUAUUAUUAUUAUUUUUAAAAACCACGUCUUUAGUGUUCACUACUGCGUUUUAUUUUUCGCCAUACCCUGUUUGGAAUUCUGCACUAGCUGGACUUGCACGUGAACAGCUGACGGCUGCCGUGUUUUAAAUCUUUUUCUUUUCUUUUUUUACUAUUGCAAAUUAGCAACAGCGAAAGAAAAAAAGACUGAAGAUGCAGUUCGAACGGGUAGGGAAUGUGACAAAAUGAGUGGGGUAUGGAUCCAGCCGUUGGUCAUCCCUUGAGUUGAACCAUUGAAAUCAGUGGGAUUUAGUCAUGACCAACUUCAGUCCUAUUGAUUUCCGCAGGUCUGCUCUGACUAAAUCCAUCCAUACACUCAUUCUUUCAGUAUCUUCUGGCUUCAAAUAAAUAGUACUUGUUCAAUGCAAAAGGUCUUCUACGUUUGGCUGCAGGUAGAAAUCAUGAGUUUUUAUUGAUGUGACUUAGUGUCUUCCCCCCCCUCACUUGCUCCAAUAAUAAAGGCCUCUUAUCACUUGUCUACA